AAAAUGCUGGGAUUCCAGGCAUGAGCCACCGCGCCCAACCUAGAAGUUUUCAUUACCUAUCUUCAGGCUCACAGUCUUUCCUCAGCCACACCAAGUCGACUCACGUGUCCGUUAAAGUCGUUCUCCAUUUCUGUUACAGUGCUUUUCAAAUCUCUCCCAGGGCUUUUUCAUGCUUAGGAUUCCCACUUCUCGGCCUGUAUUGCCUGUUUUUGCAUGUUGUCUACUUUUUCCAUUAGAGCACUUCACCUGUUAAUCAUACUUGUUUUAAACUCCCAGUCUGAUACUUCCAACGUCCCUGCCGUAUCUGAGGGGUUCUGCUUUAUCUCUUCAAGCUGUGUCUUUUGCCUCUUGGUAUGCCUUGUCAUUUCUUUCUGGAAAGCCAGACGCAAUGUACUGGGUGAAAGGCACUGAAGUAAAUAGACCUUUAGUAACACAGUGGUGAGGUGUGGGCAGAGGGCAAGGAUUCCCUGAUCCUUUGAUGAGGUCUGUCUUUUCGUGAGCCUGUGCCCCGCGACACUGAACUUCACAAGUGCUUCUCAGUUCUUCCUUCUCCUCUCACUUAGGUAGGACAAGAUGAAUAGAGAGAGGAAGCUGAUGAGGGAUACGUCUCUUUCCACAGGUCACUUAGACUCUGAUGAAACCCCAACAGGACUCAGUGGUCUUUGAGGAUGUGGCUGUGGACUUCACCCUGGAGGAGUGGGCUUUGCUGGACUCUGCUCAGAGGAACCUCUACAGAGAUGUGAUGCUGGAGACCUUCCGGAACCUGGCCUCAGUAGAUGAUGAGACUCAAUUUAAAGCCAAUGGGUCAGUUUCUCAGCAGGAUAUGUACGGGCAAGACAAAUCUAAGGAACAGACAAUACCAACCUUCACAGGAAAUAAUUCCUGUGCCUACACUUUAGAAAAAAAUGGUGAAGGCUAUGGCACUAAAGACCACCACAAAAAUCUGAGAAAUCAUAUGGUGGACAGAUUCUGUAAAAAUAAUGAAGGUAAUCAAUAUGGAGAAGCCAUCCAUCAAAUGCCAAAUCUUACCCUGUGCAAGGAAAUUUCUGAUGGAGAAAAACCAUAUGAAUGCACCAAGUGUGGGACAGUCUUCACGCAUCUUUCUUCUCUGAAAAGGCACAUCAAGUCUCACUGUGGACGAAUAGCGCCUCCGUGUGAGGCAUGUAAGCAGGCCUGCAUUUGUCCCUCACACCUACACAGUCAUGGAAGAACCAACACUGAGGAGAAGCCGUAUAAGUGUCAAGCAUGCGGGCAAACUUUCCAACAUCCCCGUUCCCUCUCUCACCACGUCAAGACUCACACAGCAGAGAAAACCUAUAAAUGCGAGCAGUGUCGGAUGGCGUUUAAUGGGUUCGCAAGCUUCACUAGACAUGUGAGAACUCACACAAAAGACAGGCCAUAUAAAUGUCAGGAAUGUGGGAGAGCCUUCAUUUAUCCCUCGACAUUGCAAAGACACAUGACAACACACACUGGAGAGAAGCCCUAUAAAUGUCAACACUGUGGGAAAGCCUUCACUUACCCCCAGGCUUUUCAAAGACAUGAGAAGACGCACACGGGAGAGAAGCCCUAUGAAUGCAAGCAGUGUGGGAAAACAUUCAGUUGGUCUGAAACCUUGCGAGUCCACAUGAGGAUCCACACUGGGGAGAAACUCUAUAAAUGUGAACACUGUGGGAAAGCUUUUACCUCUUCCAGAUCAUUCCAAGGUCAUUUGAGGACGCACACUGGAGAGAAACCUUAUGAGUGUAAACAAUGUGGAAAAACCUUCACUUGGUCCUCAACCUUACAUAAUCAUGUGAGGAUGCACACUGGAGAGAAACCUCACAAAUGUAAACAAUGUGGGAUGUCCUUCAAGUGGCCCUCCUCCUUCCGCAACCAUCUGAGGAUGCACACAGGACAGAAAUCCCACGAAUGUCAGUCACACUCAGAAGCCUUCAGUUGCCAAGUCAUUCUUUCUAAAACCAGUGAGAGCACACACUAAAGAGAAAUUCUAUAACUCAGUAACAGGGGGUAACCUCACAUUAAUUCAUAUAUAAUGCUCCAGAAAAUUCACACCAGGAGAGAAAU
Molecule: messenger RNA, 2064 nt
Organism: Nomascus leucogenys (northern white-cheeked gibbon)
Lineage: Eukaryota; Metazoa; Chordata; Mammalia; Primates; Hylobatidae
Source: RefSeq, a predicted model, not a curated record